CAGAUCAUAUCUUUCACAUUUUAAGUGCCAAUUUUAAUCUUUCCUUUUCCUUUUUCAAGUUCUCCGAUGGCCUUUACUACGUCGAGGACUUAUGGAAGCAAGGCACUCUAUGUUUUCGGGUUGCUCAGUCUUUUCUUGUUGAUCCAAAAAGCUCGUGCAUAUGAGUUCAUAGUUGGAGGCCGCAACGGCUGGUCUCCCUCUGGUUCUUAUGCAUUCAAUCAGUGGGCAGAAUCUAAACGAUUCCAAAUUCAAGACACUCUUGUGUUUAACUAUCCAGCUGACCAAGAUUCAGUGCUUUACGUAACAAAAGAUGACUACGACAACUGCAAUACAGCCAACCCUAUUAAGAAGUUCACAGACGGUCACACGGUCUACAAGUUCAGCCAAUCUGGGCCGCAUUAUUUCAUCAGUGGCAAUGAAGAGCACUGUCACAAGAAUGAGAAGUUGGUGGUGGUCGUGUUGGCUGACAGAAGCAACAAAAAGGGCAACUCUCCGCCUCCUGCAGGGUCGAAUCCAUCGCCCCCUCCAACGACGGAGGAGAGUCCAGAUACACCUUCGGACAUGAAUCCUCCUCCGCAUAAAAAUGCUGCUGCUGCUUUCUCAUCUUUCGUCACUUUGCUUUUUUCAGGGGGUGCUUUGCUUGGUUCAUCCCUCGUGCUACUUGUCUGAGUCACUGAUUUGAAUGCAGAAUUUGAACUUUGUUCUUUGCUUGUUUGUUUUCUUUUUCUUUCUUUUUCUCUUGUAAAUUUGUUUGUUCAUUUAUUUUGCAAAGCUUGAGGUGAGUUUGUUUUGGGGGCGUUCUCAUGUAAAAGAUUCGCAUUUGUUAUUCGUAUGAUUUAUAUUUUAAAGCAAGUGAAGAAUUGAUAUGCCUUUGUAUGACAA
Molecule: messenger RNA, 882 nt
Organism: Daucus carota subsp. sativus
Lineage: Eukaryota; Viridiplantae; Streptophyta; Magnoliopsida; Apiales; Apiaceae
Product: early nodulin-like protein 9
Exons: 2
Coding region: 67-669 (200 amino acids)
Cellular component (GO): plasma membrane
Molecular function (GO): electron transfer activity
Source: RefSeq, a predicted model, not a curated record